AUGUUCACACCCGAGGUGAUGCGAGCUUUGUGCACGAACAAGACCCUUCGCUGUGGAGUUCCUAUGAUUAAAAUUGAUCACGAGUUGGAAAAAAAGCUGAAAAUGAAUAAAACGUCUUUAGAAUCAGAAGACUGGAAGAAUAUUCGAGGCCCAAAGCCUUGGGAAGAUCCUGAUCUCCUUCAAGGACGAAAUCCAGAAAUCCUUAAGACUAAGACAACCUAUGGUGGUUACCUGGGCUCCUUGUCCCAACAGGCAUACGAGCCCCAGCUUCCAGCUCCAGCAUCCCGGAUCCUGUUUGGACUCCCUGGAGCCUCUUGA
Molecule: messenger RNA, 318 nt
Organism: Chinchilla lanigera (long-tailed chinchilla)
Lineage: Eukaryota; Metazoa; Chordata; Mammalia; Rodentia; Chinchillidae
Product: cytochrome c oxidase assembly protein COX16 homolog, mitochondrial-like
Exons: 3
Coding region: 1-318 (105 amino acids)
Biological process (GO): mitochondrial respiratory chain complex IV assembly
Cellular component (GO): mitochondrial inner membrane
Source: RefSeq, a predicted model, not a curated record